GUAGCCUCGGUGCAACCUCCCUUAUUUUGGGCUAUGGGGGAAAUGCUCUAUCAUUCCCUGAGAAGUCCAGACUUUACGGAGUGAUAAAGAACAUGGAGACCCAAGAAGACAGCAUCGACAUCGCGAGGCUGCAACGCGUUGCCUUGGGCCAGGUAUUUGUUCAGUCCCAAGUUUCGGUGGCCGAUUUUGGAAUGGUUGAUCAAGUGAAGUGUCCUCAAAAACCCCAUCAGCACCUGCCCAAGGACGCAGGAGAAGGUGCUCAGAAAUCUCCCGACCCUGUGUCGGCGACUUCGGCAUCAACUCAAGCACAGCACGACGCUAGUGAUGGAUCGUCCAAGUUGUCUAGUUAUGGAACUCGCCCCAGCGGCCGCGCGGUGAUUGAGCUGGGAAAGCUAGGCUCUGCAGAAACACUUCCUGCGGAUACCCAGGUGAUCUCUCAGCGGGUUUAUGAUGAGCUCCUUCGCAAAAACCGGGAAGAAGGAGCUGUCAUUGGUCAUGACAGUCAUUAUGGUGAUCAAGCUACGCUUAUGACCUUGCAUGAAGGUGACAGCGGUCAUAUCGACCUCUUGGCUGGUUAUGAGAAUGUCCAUACAGAAAUGAUUAACAUUGAUGAUGAUGAAGGUGGAAGCAGUUCCAAACUUGGGGAGUCAUCACCCGCACAUUAUCAAUCAAAUCCAUUUCCUGAAUCGCAGCGAUUCGUGAUGAAGACCCCUGCAGCUGCGAUCAAGUGCGCUCAUUCGGACGGCCUUGCCACGAUUUCGCCCACCGUCUCACGAAAUCCACUUGCCACGGAGAUCGGAUCCAGUGGUGGAAUCAUGGCUCUAAGCCAGGUGUUCAGGGCCACCCAGGCACCAUCCUCUCCGUUGGUCAAUCGUCAACAGCACGGUGAUAUCGCAUCGGACCGGCCUUCCCCAAAUAUUCCGAUUCAAAAGCAUCCGCUUGCGCCGAAUCUAUCUUCUCCAUUCGAGCGUAUGGCAGCGACCUUCCCGCGGGAUUCCUCAGCACACAAGCUCAACUAUAUUUCCAUGCAGGAGUCCCAGACCAAUCGCGAAAGGCUAUUGACUGAGAGAAUGACACGUUCAGCGGACCAUAUGUUCCCUAGUGAUCACAGUGAGGACGAAUUUGAUAAGGAGCCUAGCUUCGUCGAACGCGUGAGGCGUCAGCGCUCAAUAGACGAGGAGGCGAAGGCUCAAUUCGCUGUUGUUACGGCACCUGCACGGUCUGACCGUGGCCGGAGCAGACAACUCAGCAAGGGACCGUCGUCGCCCCAAGGCGAUCUAGGUCCGCAAGUCUGGAACGACGGAUGUGCUGCGGAGAAUGAUGUCGUCGAGCGGAGAACCGCCGCAGACCCUAUCAUCCUGCAGCCGGGGGGCUUGAGCGAAGACGAGACCGAACAAGAACAGGAAGACCAUCGGGUCCAGUCUAUCCCACCAUCCGCGGAGCAUAUCUCUAUGACAGAGGAGGACAAAGAAAAUUGUCUCGAUGUAUCAGCAACUCCUAUUCCCCCCGCCACUAGUGCACAUGAUCGUCUUUCUCAGGCUCUUGCCUUCGAUGGUACUUCAUCCCCAGCCCACGGAAGCACAGAGAAGCAAACACUUCAGUCACAACAUCUAGCUCGCAACAUGGCACGUUUAGGAGAGCCACCCGAUCUGGGCACCUUGUCACAAAUAUCGGUCAUUAAAGACUCUCAGCGCUCUCCCAAAUCGAGAGACGCCGACGCCGAAGCCCCAAAAAACCGCAGCCGAAGAACCUCACGCUGUCCAGACUCUCAGGUCCAGAUCGAGCCUACAUCGGACAUUGAAAGAAUGAUUUCCUCGCCUACGAAGCAAGCUCGCAUGUUAUCUUCACCGCCUGCGGGAUCACGACAUACCACGCUAUCGUCUGAGCUGUAUGAAGCCCAGGGCAUCGAUGCUGACGAAUCGAAGCCCGGCAGCCCUCAGCGUUCUCCCACCCCAGAAGCUACGCAGGCGUCAGCAGCAAUCGUGAUAGAUUCCAGCAACACGAUCUCUCAGCAGCCCGGAGUCGUGGGUGACAAACUUCCGGCCUUUGAUCUUCAGGGUAAAUCGUCGUCGAUGCCAUCUCGCGUCGCUGAGACCCCUAUCCCCCCUAUAGACUUUGCGGACGUGGUACCAACAACAAGCAUCCCAGAAACAAGUCCCAGUCGGCUGACAAACCAAGAAUGGCCCAACGACAUGAACGAUAAUGAAAUUCCAGACCAAGAGGAUGACGAUUUGCCGCCUCGUUGCCAUGCCACACAUGAACGAGCGUCGCAUUCGCGUCAUGCCGCUUUGAACAGCCCCUCGCCCUCAAAACCAUUUUCAACACCUAUGUCUAGAAUACUCUCGAGUCCAAGUGGAAGACAACGUAGGGCUCUAACAGAGAUUGCUGCCGAUGCCUCACCGCAAGGAGGAACUGGCCCUUUCAACCUAGAUAUUAGCAUAAUGUCAGCCGACGACCUGGAGUUCAAAGAGGCUGUUGGCAUGUCUCCCGGCCCGCCCAGAAAGAGACGCCGAGGCAACAACGGGCAAAGUGCAAUUGCUUCUGAUCCCGUAUUGCCAGGGACUCCUCGUCUUGCCAGUCGUCUUGAACCUCCUCAAGUGGGCCAGCAGCAUCCUAUUGAAUCUAUGACACCAGGCGUGUCUACGAUGCCUACGGACAUGCAACAAAAUGCACUGCAGGAACACCUGCAGCGCAAGGCAGAUAAGGCUUACCAGAGACGAUCAAGGCCUCCUCGGAGGGCAGAAAGCGUGUGGGAUAUGGACGAUUCUCCUCCACGAACUGUUCUUACGCGUAAAGACCGGUCCCGGUUCUUCUCUCGCUCCCGAUUCUUGAGUCGACAAAGGACUGAAGAGACAGAACCACGCAACACGCUGAGCAAAGGGCAGCCGGGAAUCGUGCACCAACGCUUAGCGAUCAGUCCUGUGCCCGAGGAACCACGCAGUGAUAUAACGAUUCAAGUUCCUCUUGAGACAUCUACCGUAGGGAGUCCUGCUAUGGAGGAUUCACCCGCUGUCGACCACACCAUGCCAUCUCUGGUUGAAAAAGUCCCAAUUGCAAUUAAUCAAGUCUUUGCUCCUUGGAGUGGAACAAAGCGUGCUUACUACCCAGCAACGUGCUUUGGCAAGCCAUUCGGGACAUCGCAGUCUCGGUAUCGGGUAAAGUUUGAAGAUAGUGCACCUGUGGAUAUUCCAAUGGGAGCUGUCAAGAGGCUGGAGCUACGUCUUGGCGAUGCUGUUAAAGUGGAUAUGCCGAACGUGCCCAAGGUCACCCAUGUUAUUAGGAGCUUUGUUCGUAAGCUGAGCACAGAAGAGAUAGAACAUGGUGCUGCAAAAGGUGUGAUUCCCAUGACGGAUAUCUAUGGCCAUUCAGCCGUGGUGGUAGGCCCAAAGCAGCGCAAGAGUCUUCCUUCUGCCGGUCUGGCCGUGGCUGAUAACCUCAUUGAGGUCCCGAUAUCAAGGAUCUACCUAGAUACGAUUCUGUGGAAUCAGCUCAAAGAUCGCUCCUUUACCUACAUGUCCGAACCGGUGUGUUCCGAACACGGUGCUCCAACACCGUCGGAGAGACUCUCCACGCCAAUCUCCUCCCCCAGCGCACGCCUUUCACGCAGUAUCCGCUUCUCAAAUGGCUUGUUCGCUGGAAUGGUUUUCGCUGUCUCAUUCGGCGACAAUAACAACGCCAAGACGCGCGUUGUGAAAAUGAUACUCGAAAACGACGGCCGCAUCCUAGAAGAUGGAUUCAACGAGCUUUUUGAUCACCCGCUGAACGUUCCCGCUGCUACUCCAACCAAGCAGCCACUCACUGAAACAGGCGCACGGCGUGAUCUUCUCCAACUCAGCAGCGGCGCCGCAGACGUGGGCUUUGCCUGCCUCAUCGCAGACAAACAUUCUCGCCGAUCAAAGUAUAUGCAGGCUCUAGCCCUCAACCUCCCUUGCCUUUCAGAUCGCUGGAUUGAAGACUGCGUCGCACGAGGGCAGAUUGUCGACUGGGAAAUAUACCUCCUUCCCGCCGGUGAAUCAACAUACCUCAACGGAGCCACCAAGUCUCGAAUUCUGACGCCUUACCCAGCUACCGAGGCACGACUGUCUGAAACCAUCGCAGGUCGACCUAACCUCUUGAAUGGGCAGUCCGUGCUCCUAGUCACUGGACGCAGCGGUCGCAUCGACGAGGAACGACGCAAGGCGUACUUAUUCCUGACCUAUGCUCUGGGAGCAUCGCGCAUUGAGCGUGUCUCUGACCUGAAGUCUGCCCGCGCCAUCCUCAGCGCUCAGAGCAAGGACGAGCAACCUGGGAAGCGCAGUUGGGACUGGAUUUACAUUGAUGAUGAUGAUAAAGCAUCUGCGAAAGCAAUGGCUUUGAGCACAUCCGGCUCGUCCGGCACUGGUCCGCGGAAGCGGAAGCGAACGAAGCUGAUGGAGUCGGUGACCGGCGAUAAUUUGGGGCUGAGCACCAAUGUCCGAAUUGUGGGAAAUGAGUUUGUCUGCCAGAGUUUGAUUCUGGGCCGACUGUUCGAUCAGUAGUCGAAGCUGCCCGGUGGCAUGUGUUUGGUUAGGUAUGGCUUCCAACUACGUUGGCUGCUCGCAGGUCACGAGGGAGAUAUGGGGAGUUGCGAACUUGAUUUGGCGCAUAUGGGGGGUCUCUCUUUUUUUCCCUUUAGAGCUUGUGAUUCAAUUUCUCUCUGGGUGAUGAUGGA
This is a messenger RNA of Aspergillus saccharolyticus JOP 1030-1, 4690 nucleotides long. RefSeq names its product chromatin-binding protein RAD9. NCBI's taxonomy places the organism in Eukaryota, Fungi, Ascomycota, Eurotiomycetes, Eurotiales, Aspergillaceae. The coding region runs from base 93 to 4517 and encodes 1474 amino acids. Gene Ontology annotation, biological process: DNA damage checkpoint signaling; positive regulation of transcription by RNA polymerase II. Gene Ontology annotation, molecular function: histone binding. The transcript has 2 exons. The record is from RefSeq and is a predicted model, not a curated record. Gene Ontology annotation, cellular component: nucleus.